AUGUCCCGAUCAUCAUCAUCACCACCACCAUCAUCAAAUGCAUUGUUUCACCGGCGUGACGAGAGCCAUGAAUAUAUCUCUAGUCGUAUCAGGACUUGUUGUGUACUUUGGAUGAUCCCAAGUUACCCGGAAUCCUACAACAUCAAAUCCCCAAUGUAUCCGAAGGUGAAGGUGAGACAAGAAGAAGAAGAUCCACAAGAGUUUCAGAGAAUUUAUUUGAAGGAUUUCCAGUCUCCAUCCAAUUCCCCUCAACAUAAAGAUGGUUACACUUACACACCACCAAGGGUUCUCAAGUCUCAUCAUAUUCAUAUCUCCACUUCAGAUGCGAAUAUAUCAUCAUCAAAAGCAGCUUCGAAGGUCGACAGAAAAGUUGCAGAGGGAAAUAAACCAAAUAAUAAGGUCAACAAGAAAAUUGCAGAGGUAAUUAAGCCAAGUUCUAUCCUGCCACCGCGAGCUGUUUUAUCGAGUCCAGAGAAUGAUUUGAUGCUCAGAACAAAAAACAAAACAAAAACAGAACGUUCAGAAUCGAAGAAUCAUAAGCUGAGUCAAAACACGCAUGUCAAGUGCAAGAAGUCUUAUGAACUCGAGAAGAAAAACAGUCCAUGGUCAUGGAAAUGAUUAUUAGAUGUGUGCAACGGAUUUUGUUUUAUAUUUUUUUUUAUCAUUAAAGGUUUAUUGACACUCAACUAACCGAUGCUCAUACUGUAAUAUAGAUACGCUUUGGUUUUGUUUUUAAUAUUGGCACAUCUGUAUUGUAAAACAAUGAGCUUAUAUAUCGACCAUUUGAAAGAAA
Messenger RNA from Lactuca saligna, 793 nucleotides. The record is from the annotation of a GenBank genome assembly. Lineage: Eukaryota; Viridiplantae; Streptophyta; Magnoliopsida; Asterales; Asteraceae.